Molecule: messenger RNA, 4940 nt
Organism: Chelmon rostratus (copperband butterflyfish)
Lineage: Eukaryota; Metazoa; Chordata; Actinopteri; Chaetodontiformes; Chaetodontidae
Product: coagulation factor XI-like
Exons: 8
Coding region: 3350-4348 (332 amino acids)
Biological process (GO): proteolysis
Cellular component (GO): extracellular region
Molecular function (GO): protein binding
Source: RefSeq, a predicted model, not a curated record
UCACAACUGGUCUCUCACUGCAAGUCUGAAAUUUGGACUUUUCUUUUUUUAUAGGUGUCAAGGUGAAAAAGUUUCUGCACCUCACAGUUUCGACAGCAGAGGUCGAUAAACUCAAAUGAACCAAUGCUGCUUUUACUGCCCUUUGGUUUGGUUUGUCCUCAUUCUGCAGUUUUCCGAUCAUUUCCUGUUUGGCCAACACAACAUGAACUCUGGGUUUCCAGAUGUUUUCAUGCCAAGACCUCAAAGAAACACCUUAAUAUCAGUUUGGGUUAAGGGUUAAGUUUGUUAUCAGCACCUUAGUCCCUCAUCCUGGGAUCAAAGCAAAUUAAACCAUUAUCAGUGCAGAUGACUUGACAGUUUGAGGCUAGCAAUGUGUGUCCCCACUCACAGUAAGACAUAAUAAUGAUAAGAGCUUUGUUAGAUUAGAUUCAACUUUAUUGUCAUUGUUAAGUACAUGAGCAAAGAGCAAGUAAAGCCAGUAAAAUAUACCGAACAAGAUAAAACAUAUAGGAAUAUAAACAGUAUCAAUAAGUGACACAUUAAUCAUUGUCAAAGGCUGUCACAAAAAGUUUUAGAGAUUUAAAAGAAGCCAGAGACUUAGUGUGUCUGAGUUCAGUAGGCAGAGGGUUCCACAGUGUGGGGACUCUAAUACUACUGCAAAAAACUCAUCAAGCAAGCAUUUCGUACCGAGUGGAGACGGUGGAGAGAGCCCUGGCUGAUACCUGAGUAAAGUGCAUUGCAUUAAUCAAGCCAGAAACAGAGAAAACAUGUAGGACUUGUUGUAGAUCAGCAAUUUUUGUGAUUAACAUCAGCUGAAAGAAACAUGACUGAGCAACACUUUUGACCUGAUCAUCAAAACAGAGUUUUGCAUCAUUUAUUACCCCUAGAUUCCUAGCAGACCCUGUGUUAGAUUAUUUGAGAGACCACCAAGAUUAACACCAACUGAUUAGCUAGGCUGACAGGAUCUUUUGCUUUUAACGGCAUGUAUAACUGAGUGUCAUCUGCAUAGAAAUGGUAAAACACACCAUGGUUCUGAAUAACCUGGCCAAGAAUCGGACCAAGAACUGAGCCUUGAGUGACACCACAAUUCAACAGGCCGUCAAGGAAGAAGAGUUACCCAGAGUGACAGAAAAGGUUCUGUUUGAGAGGUAUGUGCGCAAUAAGAUGAGAGUCGAGCCUGUGAUGCCUUCCCAGGUCACAUGAUGUAAGAAACUGUGACUAUGUCAAAGGCAGCACUUAAAUUUAACAGAACACAAAGUGGAGCCAUUGCCUCUUCACAGUAGGUCAUUAACAAGUGUAAUUAGUAACCUGAGUGGUAAUUAGUAACCUUAACAAGUGCUACUAAAAAUACUUUUAUUACUCAUAAAAGAUAACAGUUGGGAUGAAAUUACUUUCUCCGGAACCUUCAAUAAAAAAAGUCAGUUUUGAGAUUAAACUGUUGUUCCUUAAAGACAAAGACACUGGUAUGCUAAAACUGCCUGAAAAAAUAAAUUAAAAUUAAAUUAAAAUUUUAAUUAAAAUAUUAAUAGAGAGUUAUUAAUAAUCUGCUAAAUAACAGGGCUAACAGUGGGGGGUACCUCUUUGAGCAGUUUAGUGGGUGAUAUCUAAGGUGCAUAGAAAAUGAGUGCAUGUGGGGGGCUGUACUCUCUAACACUGAAGUUAUGAUGGCUUGAAACAUGGGGAGCAGAACUGACAUGGGAAAUGGAAAGAAUGCGAGGGUCAGGCAGGAUUUGGGACCUGAUGGUUGUCUUUUAAGGGAGUUUAGUGCUGCCUCAGACUUUUUGGCCUUCCAUUGUUGUUCAGCCAGGGGAGGGCAUUUGAUUUUAGUUUCCUCUUUUGAAAUGGUGCAAUUUGGUCGAGGAUAGAUGGGCACUGAUUGUUCAACGAAUCUAACAGUGUAUCUGGAUUGAGAGGAGAUAUAGACGAAUUAAAGUGUGAUGAAUUAAACGCAUCACAGAGUUUGACUCCAGAGUCAGCGUUGAGAAUGUGAGAGUGUGUUGUUCAGUAGGGACCAAUAAUAUAGGGCUGUAAUAGAACUUAAAAACAACAACUUUAUGGUCAGUGUCACCAAAUUAAGACACUUGAGAGAGAAACUAGAUGAGAGCAGCAGGUAAACGGUCUGACCUGUAGAAUGUGUCGCCCCUUCAACAUGAAUGGGGUUAAAAAGAGUCCAUUAGAUCUUUAGAAAUGAGGGGUGAGGGAAUGGGAAGGGCAACAAAUAUCAUUUUAGCACCUAACCUGAAGUCCAAAAAGCCAUAAAGUGAAGAUUAGCAUACAUAUGUAUAGCGGUAAUAUAAAUAAUAAAUAAUAAACAGUAUAGGGUAUAUCUCCAUGCACAGCCAGGAGGUAAAAUACAAAGUGCAGUAGUAUAAUCAUGUUAGAUCCUACUGCUCCAGCAAAACGUGUUCUCUAAAUGAGUGAAACUGUGACAGGAUAGACAGCCUGCCAUGAAAACAACAGCACACUGGGAAAGUUAAGGUAAGACAUAGGUCAGCACAGCAAAAUAAAACAGUUCCAAGAACUGGUGGCAGAGGCCAGAGCCUCCAAAUGUUGAUUGUAACCUGGACUCUGAAACAUCUGACGGACUUGGUCGGUCAUAGUUCACAUGGGACCAUUAAGAUGGAUUUCUGAAAUGACUGGGAAUCAAUCAGUCAAAAUGUUAUUUUAUGUGUGAAGAGCAUUUGGCCAAUCAGCCGAGACACCAACUUGAAGCUCAGCUAUUGUUUAACUGUGAAGGUAGGUUAGAAGAUAUUUCAAUAAUGCAGGCGUAUGAUGUAAUAACAUGAUUUUUGCUACAUCUUCGUUAGAUCUCCUGCAGGCUAAGUUAGCACAUAUCAACACUAUACCAUGAAGCAAAGAUUUGCUUAACUUGGUUAAAGGGCAUAGUUAUCUUUACAUAAGUUGCAGUGAGCCAAUCACUGAAUGUGUCAACAAUCCGCUGUGCAAAUAGAUCAGACACACAAAUCUGCAGACUGAGAAACUGUCCUUUGGCCAGCCUGCAGUUGCAGAACCACCUCUUUUACUGCAUUUGUGCUCCAAGAAACUUUAUUCACCAACACAGAGUUGUAUCCAAACUGAGACAAUGGGAACAUAUUUGAUUUGGGUGGGUCUGCUCGCUAUCUGCAGCCUCGCCUUCUGUCAAGGUAAUGCACUGUCUAUCAUAAUUAUGGGACUUACUGUGUGUUUGUCUAAGUUACUAAUUCACUGCUUGUGUAUAUGUGGUAGAACAUAUAUAUUUGUAUUUGUCGAUGUAAAAGUGCUUCGGUUUCAAUUUUUUCAGAGUGUCAGCAAGAGCUUCUGGAGAAUGUGGAUUUUCCAGGAACAGACAUAACAUCUGUGUACUCUCCCGAUGUUGAGCACUGCCAGCAGCUUUGUACACAGCACCACGCCUGCCUCUUCUUUACCUUUAUUCGAGCUGACUGGACCAGAGAUAACAGGCCCUCUCUGCAGGCACUUCUACUGCUACCUCAAGACCACCCCCACUGGACAGCCCAAUGUUCAGACUCCGCUUCUGGGCGUCACCUCUGGCUUUUCCCUCAAAUCCUGCAGCCCAAACUCACAGCCCUGCCUGUCUCAGGUGUACCCGAAUGUGGACUUCCUCGGGGCAGACUACCGAACCUUGUUCACAGCAGACCAUGAGGAGUGUCAGAGAGUCUGCACACAGGACCCUGCCUGUCAGUUCUUUACUUUUGUUAAUGGGCUCUUUACACCGGAGAAGAUCAGGUACAAGUGCCACCUUAAAUUCAGCUGGACAGUACCAAGGACUCCCAUUGUCGAAGCAAAGACGGGUGUAGCAUCUGGAUUCUCCCACAAAAUACAAAUGAGUCAGCAAUUGAACACAGCAUGUCAGGCUGUCAAGCUGUUUUCAAACACUGACAUCCCAGGAAGCGACAUCCAGAUGCUGCCUGCUGCCUCUGCUGAACACUGUCAGGCAUUGUGCUCUGCUCACCCACGCUGCAACUACUUCUCUUUUGUCAGCAAUUCCUUCAAUUGUCACCUGAAGAGCAAUCCAAAUGAAAUGGUGACCAAAGCUAAAGACGGAGUCACAUCAGGAAUGCCAGCACGCUUCUGUCAGCUGGAUAACAGUUGGGUAAAAUUGGCUCAUGAAGAUAUAGAUUUCAGAGGUUCCGACAUUCGCUUCGAGCUGAUGGAUGAUGCAGACACAUGUCAGAGGACCUGCACUGAGGAUGCCAGCUGCCAGUUCUACACCUAUGCUAAGGAAAACUUCUUUGACCCGGUUUACAGGCGCCGCUGCUACCUCAAGCGUGUCAUCACCAUGCCUGCUCCUCCUAAAGUUAACAGACUGGCCAAUGUCGUAUCUGGCUUCACCCUGAAGAACUGUGUGUAGAGCGCUCUGCACACACGCAGAUGUUCAAGUGAAAAGGAAAAACACACACGAUGAAUCCAGUAAAAGAUUCAGCAGUAAGCCAUCUGUGUGGAGUGUUUUUUUCUUUACAUGAGAGAUGUCAUCACUGUCCUUUUCUUUCAGCUUGUACCACCACACCUAACUUUUUCAUGUUUCCUUGCGUCACUCGUGCACUUAGACCAAUCACACUUCCUUCCUCGCUGCUUCCUCCAGACCUGGUGGUUUGAUUCUUUAAGAUAUGCACUCGGUCUGACGGUCAGAACGUCAUGUGAUUGCUGUUUAAGCUGCAAAUGAGCAGCCAGCUUUAUGGCCCACCUUUAUAGUAUGAGGAGAGCAAUGACGUUUAUCUGUGUGUUUCUACCUCAGACAUAAAGUGAAGAUACAAUAAAUUCCUCCAUACAGUUGAUGAUUAUCUGCAAUAAUUGUUGCCUGUAGUUUUAAUAAUCCCAAGGUCAUUGCAGUAUUUAACAUUUGCUGUAAUAAUUUGUACCUUGUUAGUAAAUAUCAUAACUGGCAUUCAUUAAGACAUAUUGACAAGGAAUAAAUGUAGUAGGGAAUUUGAUACAUUUUAAAU